Molecule: messenger RNA, 8958 nt
Organism: Pogona vitticeps (central bearded dragon)
Lineage: Eukaryota; Metazoa; Chordata; Lepidosauria; Squamata; Agamidae
Source: RefSeq, a predicted model, not a curated record
UUCUCUUUGCCUCUCCCCCUCCCUCCCCGCAUGCCAUGCUGGGCCAGAUAGGCUCAGCCAGACGUGUAUUUACCCAUAUCCGGGUUAGAGAGGAAAAGAAAAAAAAAGUUUCAUUUAAACCUGGGGAAAAAAAAACUUUCAGCAUGAAAUCACACAGCAGGAACAGGCACAGACCGUAAGGCAUUCUUACAAUUUUUAAUCUCCAUCAAGGACUUGGGGAGGGGAGUUUCGGUCAUUAAAAAAAAUCGUCUUAUGCGCGCGCGCGUCAGGAAUAAUCAGCAGGAUUUUUGUGUGUCUAUGUGUGUAAUCAAAUCUAGUUUCCUUUACGGGGGGUCUUUUCGGCUAUUUCCCCCCUUUGCUCCUCUCCUUUCCCCCCCACAUUUGUUUUGUCCUAUUUUUCCAGGCCGUCGGGGUGGUGGUGGUUGUUAAUUGAUUCCCACCCAACUCUUGCAAUGUUGCAAUGAUCAUGGCCGCGCAAAUAGCAGCGGCUCCGGCGGGUGCGAACAAGAAGAACAAGGGCAAAACCCCGAGUUUGCCGAGCAACUUAAGCCAGGAUCUUAGCUCUGGCACCGUAGGAACUGCUGGAUCGGGGGCUCUCUUAGGGGUCGUAGAUGGGACUAACAAGAGCAGCAGCAGCUUGAAUAAUGUAGAACACCAUCUCCAUCACCAUAAUGAACUGAACAUGGCCCAUAAUGCAACUUCUGCUGCUGCUGCUGCCGCCGCCGCCGGCGGUCAUAACAACAACGCUACCACCACCAGUAACAGCAGCGGCGGCAGCUUUUCCUCGGAAUCGGCUUCGAAAGAAGCGGGGAGCUCGUCGGGUUUAUCUUCCACUUCUUUUUCUGCUCCGACGAUGGAGACGGGGCUGCUCUCCAACCACAAGUUGAAAAGCGUUGGAGGCGAGCACCCGACCGCCGCACCUUCCCACCACCCCCAUGCCCAGCACCAUCACCCGCACCCAGCUCACCUCCAUGCCCAGCACCCCCAUGCUCACCACCGUCCUCACCACCACCACCACCACCACCACCACGCACUUCAGCAACAUCCACAGCUAAAUCAGUUCCAGCCUCAGCCGCCUCCGCCUCAGCCCCAUCCGAUGCAGAAUAACAACAACAACGGCGGCGGCGGUAGCAGCAGCAGCAGCAACAACAACGGCGGCGGCGGCGCUGCUCAGCCCAACAGCGCAGACAUGGAGCAGCAGCAGCAGCAACAUGGAGGAAAAGACAGUGGCUUGGGGGGACGGGCCGAGCCCCAGAGCCAGCCGCCGCCUCAGCCCCUGCCGAAUAAAGGCGGGGACGAGGAAGCAGCGACGCCGCCGCCGGCGGACAAAAUGGGGGAGCAGCACCUCAGCAGCCGCUACGACCACCCCAGGUUGGGACCUUUGGGCGGACAGCCGCCGCCGCCGCCUCAGCAACAACAGCAGCCGCCACCUCAGGGAGCGGGCAGCGGAGGAGGAGGAGGAGGGGGCGGCGGCGGCGGCCCCUCAGCGGUGGGUGUCUCGGAGGUUAAUAGCUAUUACGGCAACGCUGGCAGCGGCGGCGGCGGCGGCAGCAGCAGCGGAGGCGCCUCCUUAGCGAGCCGGGCCGGGCCUUGCUUUGAUCAACAUGGCGGACAACAAAGCCCCGGGAUGGGGCUAAUGCACCCCGCGGCGGCCCCCAACAGCAUGGACCCCCUACCCAACUCGCACGAAGGCUACGCCAACAGCCAGUACAAUCACUACUCGGGCGCUUACGGCCGGCCUGGCGGCGGCGGCACUGGCAGCGGCGGCGGCGGCGGUGCAGCAGGCGGUGGUGGCGGCUAUGGGGGACCGUCUUCCGCCUUUGGGGUGCUGGGCUCCCCCAGGCAGCACCAGCAGAGCAUGAUGCUGGGCCCCGGCGGAGGGGGCAGCCUGGGCAAGGCGUCUGGGGCGGCGGGCUUCCAAAGGUUCUCGGGGCAAAACCAACACCCGUCCGGGGCCACCCCAACCUUGAACCAGCUCCUGACUUCCCCCAGCCCCAUGAUGAGGAGCUAUGGCACGGGUUACGCCGAUUAUACCAACCCCGGGGCUGCCCCAUCGCAACAGCAGACUCAGGGAGUAGGAGCAGGAGCCGGAGCAGCAGCAGCAGCAGCAACCGCCCCAGGAAGUCAGCAGGCAGCAGCAGCAGCAGGCAUGGUCAUGGGCAAGGACGUGGGUUCCCAGUAUGGAGCUGCAAACCCAGCCUGGGCAGCAGCACAACAAAGGAGCCAUCCAGCUAUGAGCCCUGGAAACACAGGACAGCCCAUCAGCAGGAGCCAGGGCAACCCAAUGGAUCCAAUGGUCAUGAAAAGACCUCAGUUGUUUGCAGUGGGCAACAGCCCUCAUGCCCAGACACAGCCAAGCAGUCCAUAUCCAGGGCAGUCAUAUGGACCUCCACCGGGACCACAACGCUUUCCAAUGGGGAUGCAGGCCCGGACUCCAGGUUCCAUGGGAGGCUUGCAGUAUCCGCAGCAGCAGAUGCCACCUCAGUAUGGUCCACAGGGUGUAACUGGUUACUGCCAACAGCCAUAUUACAACCAACAACCACAACCUCAACAUCUGCCACCCCAGGCACAGUAUCUUUCACAGGCCCAGCAACGAUACCAGGCCCAGCAGGAAAUAUCUCAGGAAGCCUAUGGAACAAGGUCUCAACCCCCUAUCGCCCAAGGCAAGCCUAAUCAUGAAGAACUGAACCUGAUCCAACAAGAAAGACCGUCUAGUUUACCAGAUUUAUCGGGCUCCAUUGAUGACCUCCCUACGGGAACUGAAGCAACUCUAAGUUCUGCCGUUAGUGCAUCAGGUUCCACCAGCAGUCAAGGGGAGCAGAGCAACCCAGCACAGUCACCUUUCUCCCCUCAUGCCUCCCCCCAUCUCUCCAGCAUUCCUGGGGGCCCUUCCCCUUCCCCUGUGGGCUCUCCUGUUGGAAGCAACCAGUCAAGAUCUGGCCCCAUUUCUCCUGCAAGUAUUCCAGGCAGCCAGAUUCAGUCUCAGACUUCUGGAAGCCAAUCAGAAUCCAGCUCCCAUCCUGCUUUGAGCCAGUCACCGAUGCCACAGGACCGAGGGUUCAUGGCAGGCAUUCAGAGAAAUCCUCAGUUGUCUCAGUACCCAUCUCAGCAGACAGGACCUUCCAUGUCACCCCACCCUUCACCAGGAGGCCAAAUGCACUCUGGAAUUGGGAGCUUUCCACAGAGUAAUUCCAGCAGCACUUAUGGAACUCAAAUGAGCCAGUAUGGGCCACAAGGAAACUACUCCAGACAGCCAACGUACUCUGGAGUGACCAACACAAGUUACAGUGGCCCAGGACCCGGUAUGGGUGUAAAUGCCAACAACCAGAUGCAUGGACAGGGACCAGGCCAGCCUUGUGGUUCCAUACCCCUGGGACGAAUGCCAUCAGCUGGGAUGCAGAGCAGACCAUUUCCCGGAAAUAUGAGCAGUAUGACCCCCAGUUCUCCAGGCAUGGCUCAGCAAGGGGGCCCAGGGAUGGGACCUCCUAUGCCAACUGUGAACCGUAAGGCACAGGAGGCAGCUGCAGCAGUGAUGCAGGCUGCUGCAAACUCCGCCCAGAGCAGGCAAGGCAGUUUUCCUGUCGUCAAUCAGAGCAGCAUUAUGGGAUCCAGCUCUCCCUACAGCCAACCAAUGAACAGCAACUCAAGCCUGAUGAAUCCUCAAGUUCCUCCUUACAGCAUGGCACCUAACAUGGUGAACAGUUCCACAGCACCUAUGGGUCUUGCAGAUAUGAUGACUCCAGGAGAGUCCAAAUUGUCCAUUCCUCUCAAACCAGAUGGAAAAGAAGAAGGGCCUCCUCAGCCUGAGAGCAAAAAGGAUAGCUACAGCUCUCAGGGUAUUUCUCAGCCCCCAACCCCAGGCAACCUGCCAGUCCCUUCCCCAAUGUCCCCAAGUUCUGCUAGCAUCUCCUCAUUUCAUGGAGAUGAAAGUGAUAGCAUUGGCAGCCCAGGCUGGCCAAAGACUCCAUCAAGCCCUAAAUCAAGUUCCUCCACCACAACUGGAGAGAAGAUCACAAAAAUGUAUGAGCUAGGAAAUGAACCAGAGCGCAAAAUGUGGGUGGAUCGCUAUCUCAACUUCAUGGAAGAGAGGGGGACACCUGUGGCUAGUUUACCUGCUGUAGGCAAGAAGCCCCUGGAUCUUUUCAGACUUUAUGUCUGUGUUAAGGAGAUUGGAGGUUUAGCCCAGGUUAAUAAAAAUAAGAAGUGGCGUGAGCUGGCAACUAACCUAAAUGUUGGCACUUCAAGCAGUGCAGCUAGCUCCCUGAAAAAACAAUACAUUCAGUACCUGUUUGCCUUCGAAUGCAAGAUUGAACGAGGGGAGGAGCCGCCACCAGAAGUCUUCAGCACUGGAGAUACCAAGAAACAACCUAAGAUUCAGCCUCCAUCUCCUGCUAACUCGGGUUCCCUUCAAGGUCCACAGACCCCUCAGUCUACUGGUAGCAAUUCCAUGACAGAAGUGCCAGCUGACCUCAAGCCUCCAACACCAGCAUCCACACCUCAUGGACAGAUGACUCCUAUGCAGGGCAGCAGAAAUAGUUCUGUCAGUGUGCAUGAUCCAUUUUCGGAUGUAAGUGAUUCCACAUUCCCAAAGCGAAACUCCAUGACCCCAAAUGCACCCUAUCAGCAGUCAAUGAAUAUGCCAGAUAUGAUGGGAAGAAUGCCCUAUGAACCUAACAAGGAUCCUUUUGGUGGGAUGAGAAAAGUGCCUGGAAACAGUGAGGCUUUCAUGACUCCUGGACAAAUGCCCAACAGUGGAAUGCAGGACAUGUACAACCAGGCUCCCUCUGGAGCCAUAUCAAAUAUGGGCCUAAGCCAGCGCCAACAGUUCCCCUACGGAAGUGGUUAUGACCGGAGGCAUGAACCAUAUGGACAGCAAUAUCCAGCACAAGCACCUCCUUCAGGACAGCCUCCCUAUGGAGGGCACCAACCUGCAAUGUUUCCACAGCAGCAGAACUACAAGCGUCAUAUGGAUGGCAUGUACGGCCCUCCAGCAAAACGCCCUGAUGGAGAUAUGUUCAAUAUGCAGUAUGGGAACCACCAGCAGGAGAUGUUUAACCAGUACAGCAGUACUUACUCUGGACCAGACAGGAGACCCAUGCAAGGACAAUAUCCAUAUGCUUAUAGCAGAGAGAGAAUGCAGGGUCCAGGACAAAUUCAGCAACAUGCAAUACCCUCUCAGAUGAUUGGCGGGCCUCUGCAGUCAUCCGCCUCCAGUGAAGGCCCCCAACAGAACAUGUGGCCAACAAGAAAUGAUAUGUCUUACCCCUAUCAGAACCGGCAAGGCCCUGGGGGCCCUGCACAGGCCCCACCUUAUCCAGGGAUGAACCGGACUGAAGAUAUGAUGGUACCUGAACAGAGGAUAAACCAUGAAAGCCAGUGGCCUUCUCAUGUCAACCAGCGUCAGCCUUCUUACAUGUCAUCCUCUGCCUCAAUGCAGCCUAUCACCCGACCUCCUCAGUCAUCCUACCAGACGCCACCAUCAAUGCCAAAUCACAUCUCUCGGGCUCCGAGCCCUGCAUCUUUUCCACGCUCGCAUGAAAACCGUAUGUCUCCAAGUAAAUCCCCUUUUCUGCCUUCUAUGAAGAUGGCGAAAGUUAUGCCCACUGUUCCAGUCCCACAGAUCACGGGUCCUCCAGUCCAGCCACCACCAAUUAGGCGGGAAAUAACAUUUCCUCCAGGCUCAGUAGAAGCAUCCCAACCAGUCUUGAAACCAAGACGAAAGAUUACCUCAAAAGAUAUUGUGACUCCUGAGGCCUGGCGAGUGAUGAUGUCUCUUAAAUCAGGCCUUCUUGCUGAAAGUACCUGGGCGUUAGACACUAUUAAUAUUCUGCUGUAUGAUGACAGUACUGUUGCCACUUUCAAUCUCUCUCAGUUAUCUGGCUUUCUUGAACUUUUGGUGGAAUAUUUUAGAAAAUGCCUCAUUGAUAUCUUUGGGAUCCUAAUGGAAUACGAAGUGGGACAUCCAGGACCAAAAUUACAAAAUCAUAUUUCAGCUCGGAAAGAGAAUGGCCAGUCUGUAACAGAGAAUGCCAGAAAUGAAGAAGAAAACAAUGAUGAAUGUAUUGAUUACUUUGCUGAAUUUGAAGAUGAGGAGGAAGAGGAAGAAGAAGAAGAUGAUGAUCGAAAUGAGAAUGCUGAAGGAGGAGAGAAGAAUGCUGUUCUUGCUCCUUCCGGUGCCAAUGGUGAUCCAAGUGAGAGGCCAAAACAAGCCAGCAAGUUUGACAAGCUGCCAAUAAAAAUUGUAAAGAAAAACAAUCUAUUUGUUGUUGACCGAUCUGACAGGCUGGUGCAUGUUCAGGAAUUCAACAGUGGACUUCUCCACUGGCAGCUUGGUGGGGGGGAUACAACUGAACACAUCCAGACACACUUUGAGAGUAAGAUGGAGAUUCUGCCUCGCAGGAGGCCUUCUCCAUUGAGCUCUACAAGUAAAAAGAGGAAUGUGGAAGGGAAAGGGGAGUAUGAGGAGCAACAGGACAAAAGCAUAUCAGCCACCAUUGACGAUGUCUUGUCAGCUCGACCUGGAGCAUUAUCUGAAGACUCAGACUCUACUUCACAGACAGAUAGCAGUAAAUUUCCAUUUGGGAUCCAUCAAGCCAAAAGUCAUCGGAAUAUCAAGCUGUUAGAAGAUGAGCCACGGAGUCGAGAUGAGACUCCUCUAUGCACCAUAACUCACUGGCAGGACUCUUUGGCCAAGCGUUGCAUUUGUGUGUCAAAUAUCGUCCGCAGCUUGUCCUUUGUGCCUGGCAAUGAUGCUGAGAUGUCCAAACACCCAGGCCUGGUGCUAAUCUUGGGGAAGUUGAUCCUUCUCCAUCAUGAGCACCCGGAAAGAAAGCGAGCACCACAGACAUACGAAAAAGAGGAAGAGGCGGACAAAGGGGUGGCCUGCAGCAAGGAUGAGUGGUGGUGGGAUUGCCUUGAGGUCUUGAGGGAUAAUACGUUGGUCACCUUAGCCAACAUUUCUGGACAGCUAGACUUAUCUGCUUAUACAGAAAGCAUCUGUUUGCCAAUUUUGGAUGGUUUACUGCACUGGAUGGUGUGUCCAUCAGCAGAGGCACAGGAUCCUUUUCCAACUGUGGGGCCCAAUUCAGUCCUUUCACCUCAAAGACUUGUGCUGGAAACCCUGUGUAAACUCAGUAUCCAGGACAAUAAUGUGGACCUUAUCUUGGCCACUCCCCCAUUCAGUCGUCAGGAGAAACUCUAUGCUACUUUAGUUAGGUACGUCGGGGACCGCAAAAACCCAGUCUGUCGAGAAAUGUCUAUGGCACUCUUAUCGAACCUUGCACAGGGGGACACGCUAGCAGCAAGGGCAAUAGCUGUGCAGAAGGGAAGCAUUGGAAACUUGAUAAGCUUUCUUGAGGAUGGGGUCACUAUGGCCCAGUACCAGCAGAGCCAGCAUAACCUCAUGCACAUGCAGCCUCCACCUCUUGAGCCUCCAAGCGUAGACAUGAUGUGCAGGGCAGCCAAGGCUUUGCUGGCCAUGGCUCGGGUGGAGGAGAACCGCUCAGAGUUCCUUUUGCACGAGGGCCGUUUGCUGGAUAUCUCAAUAUCUGCUGUCCUGAACUCUCUGGUUGCAUCUGUCAUCUGUGAUGUACUUUUUCAGAUUGGGCAGUUAUGACAUAAGUGAUAAGCCAAGCAUGUGUGAGUGGAGAUUAGAGGGUCACAUAUAACUGGCUGUUUUCUGUACCUGUUUAUCCAGUGUAGGAAGAAGGAAAAAAAGAAUCUUUGCUCCUCUGCCCCAUUCACUAUUUACCAAUUGGAAAUUUUAAAAGUAUAUAUUAAUUUGAACAGUUACAGAGUUAAUAUUUGCUGUCUAUGUGUGUAAGUACAUCUUAUUUUAUUUUUUAACCAAAGUUUGUCUUGUACAUUCAAAGGUCACACUUCUUUUCCAUAGAUAUCCUUUUCAGUGUUUUUUUUUUUCAUGUUUGUAUCACAUAUUUUGGGAGGGGAAGCAAACGAGAGAUAUUGGGGAUUAAAAUGUUGCAAAAUAUUAUUUGAUAAGGGGAUAAGGCUCACUACUCUGAAGUGCAAAAGUGGGGAAAAUAUACUAUGUUUACUGUCUGUUUACUUUGCAAGAAUGAAUGAAAACCCAUCCACCCUUUAUGCCAUUGCCCAAAGCGCUCUGUGCAAUAGAAAAAUGUUAGUGAUGUAGGUGUAGCAGAUCAAGGAAAGGGGCUGGUCUGUAGUCUGCGUAAGAAAUUAUCUUGGUUUCUCUGCAGGAGAAUGGUUACACUAAGUUAGGAGCAAAAAAUUCUUUAGGAAACUUCUAACACAAACCUGAAGACAGACGAUCAACAUGAAUUGCUUCCUCACCAGAACUGUCACAUCAGUAUCUUGUUUGACCUUCCACAAUGACAGUUCUUCACAAUUCCUUUUAAUCAUUUUUUAAAUAUUUUUUAUUGCCAAAAGGCAGUGAUGUAUAUAGAAGUUGUACAUUAAACAUACCCUCAUCUUUUUUUAAGAAAAAUAAGUACAAGGAUUUCUCUUCUUUUUUUUUCCAUGAUGUGGUAACUACAAAGUGAUGGUAGACUUAAUUUUAUUAUUAUUAUUUUGUUUGGGCCAUGUUUCCAAAAACUAACAAAAAAAAUCACGAGGGUAAUGUACAAGUUUCUGUAUGUAUAAAGUCAUGCUCUAUUUCGGGAGAGCAAUUGCUCACAACUUGCUUUAUAAAUCAAGAUGUGGAAAUGGUUAUGUAUGGAUUGAUUUAAGAAAAUGGUUACCAAUCUACAGGACAAAAAUACAUAUAAAGGAAAAAAGGAAGAAACACAACUUCAAAGAUUUUUCAGUGAGAAGAAUCCGCAUUUGUAUUUCAAAAUAAUGUAGUUUAAAAAAAGACAAAAAAACUUGAUGUAAAUUCCUCCUUUUCCUCUGGCUUAAUGAAUAUCAUUUAUUCAGUAUAAAAUCUUUAUAUGUUCCACAUGUUAAGAAUAAAUGUACAUUAAAUCUUGUUAAGCACUGUGA